Rodentolepis nana is the source of this 648-nucleotide messenger RNA. The record is from the annotation of a GenBank genome assembly. NCBI's taxonomy places the organism in Eukaryota, Metazoa, Platyhelminthes, Cestoda, Cyclophyllidea, Hymenolepididae.
AUGCCCUUAAAAUCGUUAAUAGACAGUGAUGCCGAUAUGUUAGCUGAUAGGAAAGCCGAAUAUGAUCAGCUUAAACGUGCCUUACAUCUUGCUCAGGCGGAUAGAGAACAUUAUGUAGUGGAAAUGCAGUCUGCCAUGAUUAAAUUAAAAAAGUCUAUUGAAUUACUUGAAGCUGAAAGGGAUGAACUCCAAAAUCAGAUAUUGGUCAUUGAUAGUAAAGGCAACCAGACAAAAGACGAAAAAGUUAAAGGUGAUUUGGUCAAUAUGAUUGAAAACAAGGAGUGGCUACAGGAGAAAAUCGUGAAAGAAAAAUCAAAGCAUGAAGAAUUAAAUGAUAAAAUUCGUGUUUUGCAGAAAAAUUUGUCAGCACUGAUUCGUACCAUCGGAUCAAGUCACGAUGCCCAAACAUCUUUGAAUACACUCCUCAAAAAGCAAGCCUAUCUUGAAAAUCAGGUCAUUCUUGCUAAUAAAACGUAUAAUGAAUUCUUGGGAAAGAAUUUAGAAUUGAGGAGUGAUAUAGAUACUUUGCAAAUGGAAAGAGAUCAAUUUGAUUCAAUGUAUCAUAAGAUUGUUGACGCAUUGUCAAGAAUGAAAAAUGAAAUAAAUACACUUACUGACCUUACCACUCAAGCGUAUUAUAAAAGGUAA